Penicillium daleae is the source of this 1365-nucleotide messenger RNA. Its product is annotated as purple acid phosphatase family protein. The coding region runs from base 1 to 1365 and encodes 454 amino acids. Lineage: Eukaryota; Fungi; Ascomycota; Eurotiomycetes; Eurotiales; Aspergillaceae. The transcript is spliced from 4 exons. Gene Ontology annotation, molecular function: acid phosphatase activity; metal ion binding. The record is from RefSeq and is a predicted model, not a curated record.
AUGCAUUUCAUCAUGAGCAACAUGAGAGCUGCGACCUUGGUGGCCUUUGCUGCCACUGCUCUGGCGGCUCCCCCUGCCAACCCAGCCCUGUGCAAUGCCAAGACUGCACCGAUCCAGAUUCGGCUGGCUUAUGCGGGUGAUAAUGGCAUGGCCGUCAGCUGGAAUACCAAUGAGCAGUUGGCAAACCCUACUGUUUACUUCGGUAAAGAUAAUAGAAAGCUCAACCGUUUCGCCUCUUCCCAUAUCUCUACCACCUACCCAACCUCGGCCACCUGGAACAACCAUGUUGUCAUCAAGGACCCCCGUCCCGCUGGUGAGCAGGUCGAGUUCAACUUCGCCAUGGUCGGCGACAUGGGUACCUUUGGUCCCGAUGGUCUCAGCACUACCGUCGGGAAGGGUGCUUCCAACCCUCUUUUGCCCGGUCAAUUGACCACCGUCCAGUCCCUGGCGGACUUCAAGAACAGCUAUGAGUUCAUCUGGCACGUCGGUGACCUUGCCUAUGCCGAUGCUUGGCUCAAGGAAGAGACUAGCGGAUAUGUUACUCCUCUUAACGAGACCGAUGGCGGUGCCGAAUACGAUAAGAUCCUCAAUGAUUUCUACAGCGAGAUUGAGGUUCUUUCAAGCACUCGUCCUUACAUGGUUGCCGCUGGAAACCACGAGGCCAACUGCGACAACGGAAGCAACAUGGACAUCUGCCCCCCUGGCCAGCUGAACUUCACUGGUUAUCGCGCUCACUGGAACAUGCCCUCCGCUGAGUCUGGCGGUGUGGAGAAUUUCUGGUACUCCUUCGACUACGGACCGGUGCACUUCGUUACCUUCAACACCGAGACCGACUAUCCCAACGCUGCUGACGAGCCUGGAGGUGAAGGAGCCGAGGAUGCUGGCCCUUUCGCUCCUAGCGGCACCCAGCUUGCGUGGCUGAAGAAGGAUCUCGCCUCAGUUGACCGCAAGAAGACCCCCUGGGUUGUUGCUGCUGGUCACCGCCCCUGGUAUGUCAGUGCGCCUGAGUGUGUCGAGUGUCAGUCCGCUUUCGAGCCCGUCCUCUAUCAGUACGGUGUGGACCUCGUACUUUCUGGCCACAAGCACUUCUAUGAACGCCACGCCGCUGUCUGGAAUGGUACCGCUGAAGAGAUCAACGCCGACCCCACUUACCCUUGGUACAUUGUCAAUGGUGCUGGUGGUCACUACGAUGGUCUGGACACUCCCGCCACGCCUUAUGUCUCCACUUCCCGUAAGGUCGUCUCUGCCUAUGGCUGGAGCUUGUUCACCGUCCAUAACAGCACUCACUUGACCACUCAGUUUGUUGCUAGUGGCAACAAUACCGUCCUUGAUACUGCCACUUUGGUCAAGAACCGCAAGUACUAG